GAUUGUUGUUGUUGUUCAGAAGUCCACCGCUAGAGGUCGACAAACUACCACUGACAACUGGAAGCAGUCGGAAGCUGAGCGCGUGCUGUCCAACAAAAACACAACAAUGAGAGCGAUUAUCCAGAGGGUGACCAAGGCGAGGGUGACAGUGGGAGAGGAAGAGGUCAGCUCCAUCGGACGGGGAAUCUGCGUCCUGCUCGGGAUUUCUGUGGACGACACUCAGAGAGAUGCCGAGUACAUGGUCCGGAAGAUCCUGAACCUGCGGCUGUUUGAGGACGAGAACGGCCGGGCUUGGGCUAAAAGCGUGGUGGAGAGGGACCUGGAGGUGCUGUGUGUGAGCCAGUUCACCCUGCAGUGCAUCCUGAAGGGUAACAAGCCGGACUUCCACUCAGCCAUGCCUGCAGAACUCGCCCAGCCCUUCUACAACAGCAUCCUGGAGAGCAUGAGGAGCGCCUACAAGCCUGAGCUCAUUAAAGAUGGGAAGUUUGGGGCCUACAUGCAGGUCCACAUUCAGAACGAUGGUCCAGUCACCAUUGAGCUGACAUCCCCGGCUCGUCCCACAGACCCCAAACAGUUUUCAAAGUUGGAGAAGCAGCAGCUAAGAAAGGAGAAGACGUGUUCUAAAGGACCCUCAGAGUCGGGAAGGGAGAAAGGAUCUCUGCGACCCAGAGCGGAUCCCAGCGCCAGCAGCGGGGCGGAGGAUGACGUGUCCUCAGACAGGGAGCCGUGAUGGAGCAGGGUGAGGAUGAAUGAUUGAGAACAAAGUCUGGACCGGAUUGUGAACCGAGUGAACUCAGGAAGAACUCUUAGACCCAUUCAUGGACCGACAUGCCUCUGUUCAGAGAUCUCCAACAUCCAACAUGGUUCCUUCCUGCUAUUAGCAGACGCUCCGAUCAAACAGGACAGACUGAAUGAGGCCCAGUAGCCUUUUUGUCCCCAGUGUCCUUGUUUCUGUUUGUCCUCCUCAAGCUGUCUCUGUUGGAUUCUCUUCUCUCUGUUUAAUAUCCGGAUCCUCUUGUCUGACACAACACUGACUAUACCUGACCACCACCUCCUCACUGGUACCUUUGUUCUUCCAAAGGCCUGUUUAACGUUGUCACCAGAUUGUUUGUUCUGGGAUCAAACUGGAAUGUCUCUGUAACCAAUAGAGACGCUAAUAGAUGCUUUAAAUAACAGCCUCCUCAUCCUGAUGGCCAUGUCCUGGUUUUCUUUCUGCAUGCAUGGACACAUCUUGUUUUUUUUUUUUUGCAGACUAAGUAACUAAAUGAGCCCAGCAACAUGCAGCCGUCACCUCGGGAGCUAAUUAGCUGAAAAAUGGAGGCAAAGCCUAACCGAACAGAAGAGCAGAAGCUGUUUCUUAAUUAUUGUUCAUGUGAAAAUGUGUGAGCAGAUCAUUUUAAGUUUUGAUCAAAUGAAUUUUACCGUGAGAUAUUUGGCCGUUUGUGUAAAGGAGGCAUCCGGAGAGACUUUAGGCUCUUCUUUUGGAAAUCAGUUAGUAGCACCUAAAAAAAAGAAAAAUUCUUUGCUUUUUCCUUGUUGCCUCCUUAAAUAUGGAGUGAAUUUUAUUCCGUUAUUGUUGCAAGCAAAGCAAAGAUACAUUUCUAUUGGACUGGAUGGAGAGUUAGCAACAGCUUUUUCUUUGUCAAUGUGUGCAUCGCUAGUGAGACUUUGAAUUGGGCUUGAAGUGGCAGAUGUGAUCUGCAAAACACAUAUAUAUGAAAUUUGCAAAAAACAUAAAUAUAUGUAUGUAAUAAAAAAUGAAAUAUGAAAGAUAAAUUCAGAAACAAAGAAUCUGAAAAAACAGCACUCUCUUUUUCUUUUAAAACAUUUUACUAGGUCUCAUUCCUGGAUUUUUUUUUUCACAUUUUAAUUUACAAAGUAUUCUUUGCAUGCAACAAUAUCGGAACAAAAUUCACUCUAUAUUACAGAGAAGAAAGGAUGUAGAAUCAAUAAAACACGGCAUUUGAUGCAGCCUUCCCAUCCUAAUGCUGUCCUGUUGUCUUCUGGUUGAGCUGAAGGUAGAUUUUAUUAUUGGAUAAACAUUCAAAGCGUUUUGUGUUUAGGUUUCUUUAUUGAUUUUGUUUUUCCCUUUGGAAGCAAAAUGCUUUGCAGCCUUUCAACAUUUUAUGGUCUAACUACCAAAGAACUUUAGUUGAUGGCAGAGCAGCACAAAACAAUGCCUUAUUGUGAAGCUGGUUUGAUGCUUUUCCACAUUCUGUUCACAAAUAAAGAACAUUAAAUAUAUUGUG
Molecule: messenger RNA, 2249 nt
Organism: Cyprinodon tularosa
Lineage: Eukaryota; Metazoa; Chordata; Actinopteri; Cyprinodontiformes; Cyprinodontidae
Gene: dtd1
Product: D-aminoacyl-tRNA deacylase 1
Exons: 6
Coding region: 107-730 (207 amino acids)
Biological process (GO): tRNA metabolic process
Cellular component (GO): cytoplasm
Molecular function (GO): D-tyrosyl-tRNA(Tyr) deacylase activity
Source: RefSeq, a predicted model, not a curated record